Messenger RNA from Hippocampus zosterae (dwarf seahorse), 2043 nucleotides. It is a transcript of the gene jam3a, whose product is annotated as junctional adhesion molecule 3a. Gene Ontology annotation, molecular function: protein homodimerization activity; protein heterodimerization activity. The record is from RefSeq and is a predicted model, not a curated record. NCBI's taxonomy places the organism in Eukaryota, Metazoa, Chordata, Actinopteri, Syngnathiformes, Syngnathidae. The transcript has 9 exons. Gene Ontology annotation, biological process: cell adhesion; angiogenesis. Bases 25 to 1062 code for a protein of 345 amino acids.
ACCUGUAGUUAUGGAAACUGGUCGAUGGCAACAUCCACCAGUUUUCUCAGUCGCUCUCUCUUUCUCUCUGUCCGUGUCCCCGCAUCCUCCUUGUACCUUCUGCGAGGUGGCGAGCGUGUGUGCAAGCGCGAACGACAAAUGAGACGCUGCAAGAUGGCGAUUGUGCGACUGAUAGCGUGUUGUGUGCUGUGCACCAGCCUCGGCCACAUCCCAUCAUCGCUCGCAGUAAUCCUCCGAACCACAGACAAAAUCGUGUGGGCAAAUGAGUUUGAGCCCGUCGAGCUGACCUGCUUAAUAGAGUCCAUCUCCACCAACAACCCGAGGAUUGAGUGGAAGAAGAUUAGAAAUGGCAUUCCAAGCUAUGUUUACUUCCAAAGGAAGAUAGCAGGCGACUUGGAGAACAGGGCACAGCUCAGAGAGCCGGCCAACAUUCUGAUCUUCAACGCCACUCGCUCAGAUACGGCCGAGUACCGCUGCGAGGUGGCCGCCAUCGACGAUCAGAGAGACUUUGAUGAGAUUCUUAUUAGUCUUGCGGUGAGAGUGAAACCCGUGGUGCCCCGGUGCAGCGUGCCUGAGGCGGUUACGGUGGGCACGUCGACCGAGCUCCGGUGUCUGGAGAACGAAGGUUUCCCGGCACCCGUCUACAGCUGGUUCCAAAACAACGAGGAGCUUCCCCAAGACCCCAAGAACACCCCCAAGUUUAUCAAUGCCACGUACACCAUUAACGCUGACACCGGAAGCCUGAAAUUCCGCAGGGUGAGGAAGGAGGACGCGGGGGAGUACUUCUGCCAAGCUAAGAAUGACGCCGGCCACGCCCAGUGUCCCUCUCAGUGGAUGGAAGUCUAUGAUGUGGACAUCCUCGACAUCGUCCUCAAGUCUGUCGGCGGCGUGAUAGCGGUCAUCUGUGUGCUCGGCUGCCUUUGGCAUUGCGUUUCACGCGCCUUCUCCUCCAAAAAAGGCCAAAAUGAAAACGAAUUCAGUUGGCCGACACAGAACAAUGCUGUCGACUAUGGCGAUGCAGAUGAGGGACACUUCCGCCAUAAGUCAUCUUUCAUCAUUUGAACCCAGGGAGGAGUAACAACGAUGGCUCUGGUGGUUACGUUCGAAGUGUAACAUGGCACACUCUAUUCUCUGAUGCACAUCAAAAUCAAAACAACUUGCCAAAGUAAUGUUCAGUAUGGUUUUAUGGCACUAGCUCAUGUUUUUAUAGUGUUGACAAAUUUUAUAACACUAAUCCUUUCAUUGUCCCCCUCUCACUUGAAGAGUUUAUAUUUUUAUUUGCCGCAUAUUUCUACUAGACAGGAAAGUCAUUCAUUCACUUCCAAGCUGUGACAUUUAGCUAAAUGAUGGCAAGGGAUGUGUUGGAGCAACAUUCCAUCACAAGUCUUGGAACAAAUUGUCUUUUGUAACUUUUCUUUUUUUUUUUUUAAUACAUUGAACUUGUUUUGCACAAGACCUGUGUCAUGUGAGUAACAUUGUGUUAUUUCUUUUCUUCUUCCAAGUGGCCAAGAGUUGAAAGGUAUUUGUGCAUACCGUAGUUGUACAGGCAAUGAAUAAGCGAACUGAAAACUGAGGAUAUCAGAUAGCAUGAGGCACAAUUUAUCUGCCUUGAGCAUAGAGUAGUUACAAUUGAUAACGUUACACGUCCAAGUUACCCAAUGGAUUUGAAUACUAUCUAUCCUACUUUGCUGCAAAUUCAGUAUUUACUAUUAAAAGGUGGCAAUGUAUGACAUUUAGAGUGCUGUUAGUGUAUAAGUGACCUUCUGUGUGUUACUACUUUUUUGGGUUGUAGAUAUUGGACAUAUUGUCCAGUUUUGCAUCAGUAUUGUAUACAUUAAUGCGCAAAUGUUUUUUUCUUCCCCCAGUACCUUAUUGUAUAUAAGGCAAUACGCUGGUCAAAAUGGUAAUUUUACAGUACAGUAGUUACUGUCCAGUGCUGUUUCAAACUUUUUUUGUGUUCAUGAUUGGUGUAAAAACUCAGGAACUGUUGUAAAAUGUUCAUAGUUGAUUUUUGUUAUGAAUAAAAUACAUUUGAAAUGUUCA